CUAUAUAUAAAAUUCACUCUAUAUUUUUAUCUGAAUGUAUAUAUUUCAGCAUUGAUCAGCAGCUCACCGAUUAACUUGUAGGUCAAUAACAUGGGAACUAAAUUGGACACAAUAUCAACUUUCUUUCUCUUAUCGACCUUGCUUUCUGCUCCAAUAUUUUCAACAUCGAAUGAUGGGCUAAUUAGAAUCGAGCUGAAAAAAGAGAAAUUUGAUGAAAAAAAUAGUGUUGCUUCCAACCUCGGGUUGCAUGAGGGCGAUUAUUUAAAGACCGCUAUUAGGAUGUAUAGACAAAGUGUGAGCAAACUUGGUGAUCACCAAGAGUCUAGUAUCAUAUCAUUGAACAACUAUAUGGAUGCCCAAUACUUCGGUGAGAUUGGUAUUGGCACCCCACCUCAGAAGUUUAAAGUCAUCUUUGAUACUGGUAGUGCUAACUUGUGGAUACCGUCGUCCGAAUGCACAACUUCUGUAUCAUGCUUAAUGCACUCAAAAUACGACUCAAGUCAGUCAAGCACCUACAAAGCAAACGGGAGACAUGCUGCUAUCAAUUAUGGAAAUGGAUCAUUAUCAGGGUACUUUAGUAAAGACAAUGUAGAAGUUGGUGAUCUGGUUGUUAAACAUCAGGAAUUUAUAGAGGUAACAAAAGAUCCCAGUGUGACGUUUUUGGCGGGGAAGUUUGAUGGUAUUCUUGGGCUUGGAUUUAAGGAAAACUCAGUUGGCAAUGCUAUCACAGUGUGGGACAAUAUUGUCAGUCAACAUCUAGUUAAGCAUCAUGUGUUUUCACUUUGGCUGAAUCGCCAGUCUGAAGACAGUGAAGGUGGUGAAAUCGUGUUUGGUGGUUUUGAUCCAAAGCACUACAAGGGGAAGCACACUUACGUUCCAGUCACACAAAAGGGUUAUUGGCAGUUUGAUAUCGAUGGAGUACUUAUUGGUGGAAAACCUACAGGGGUUUGUAAGAGUGGAUGUUCGGCAAUUGCAGAUUCGGGAACUUCAUUCAUAGCAGGCCCAACGAGUGUGAUCACACUAAUAAAUCGUGCCAUUGGGGCAACUGGACUUAUCAAUGUGUAUUGCAAGAGUGUGGUAGAAGCAACUACUAACAUGAUAUUUGAUAUGCUUGCAUUUGGGAUUGAUCCAAAGAUGAUAUGCCCCAUUAUUGCACUUUGUCCUAGGAAUGAAGAUCUUCAAGUUAGCACUGGCAUUGCAAGUGUUGUAGAUAGGAGUGAUGAUGGAUCAGCUGCAUUAGAAAUUAGUCAACUUACCCCUCCAACGUGUACUAUCUGUAAGUUGAUUCUUGGGUUUCUUCAUGACACAGUGCCGAUAAACCAGACAAAACAAAUCGUUACAAAAUUUGCAACCACCAUAUGUACCUUGCUGCCAAUGGAAGAGCCUGCGGUCGACUGCGCAAGACUUCCUUCAAUGCCUACCAUUUCGUUCAUUAUUGGUGGCAAAGAAUUUAAGCUUUCUCCUGAUGAUUACAUAGUUAAGACUGGCAAGGGCGCUGAUGUACAAUGUUUUAGUGGUUUCGUUCCUUUGGAUAUUCCUCAACCCGAUGGCCCACUUUGGAAAAUGGGUGAUGUUUUUAUGCGUCGUUAUCACACUGUAUUUGAUUAUGACAAUCUUAGAGUUGGAUUUGCAGAAGCUGCGUAAAUGAGAAGUUUAUAUCUUACCCUUAAGAGCAUUAGAUUGUGUGAACCAUGCUUCUUUGUUCGUACUUAAAAAACAAGUUGAUAUGUUUAAUAUUUUGUGCUAAAAAGAAUUAAUAACGAGACUAUGGGUUUAAAUGUGGGUUUCGUUA
Molecule: messenger RNA, 1792 nt
Organism: Helianthus annuus (common sunflower)
Lineage: Eukaryota; Viridiplantae; Streptophyta; Magnoliopsida; Asterales; Asteraceae
Product: cardosin-F
Exons: 14
Coding region: 91-1644 (517 amino acids)
Biological process (GO): proteolysis
Molecular function (GO): aspartic-type endopeptidase activity
Source: RefSeq, a predicted model, not a curated record